GACAGACUUGUUCUUCUGACAUUAAUUGAGAUGAGUGUAGAGACUGGGCUGAGGGGAGGUGGAAAACUGAAUUCUCAUUUAGCAAAGCUGAAAAGAGAUAGAGAGAGGAAGGUGGCUGCCAAACCUAAGACCCUUGGAGCAGUUGCAGAAGGCCCUACCAUCACAUACCCAGCUGGGACAUCAUUUCCCAAAGAUCUUCCUCCCCGAAAAGGUGGUGUUCCUUUAUUUUUAGCAGAGAAAAUGAGGCUGUUUCAGAGUGCCUCUCCCAUCCCUAUCCACUUGAAAGGAGGUCCAACUGAUAAGGUUCUCUUUGCAUCAACUGUGGUUCUUUGUGCAAUUGGUUUAACAGGAUGUUUAAGCUUUUUCUACGAUAUGUCUUUCACAAAGAAAGCCGAUGAUUAAGCUACCAUGCGACUUUUCAAGAAUAGUACACAACUUUAGUCUCUCUCUCUCUCUCUCUCUCUCUCUCUCUCUCUCUCUCUCUCUCUCUCUCUCUCUCUCUCUCUCUCUCUCUCUCCAAAAAAAUUAGUUUUUUUUUCAGUGGCAACAUGUUAGCCAGAUUGAGACAGGAAAACAAUCUCUUGGUUGUGUAAAUGACUUAUGUGUAAAUAUAUGAUAAAUGUACCCUUUUUAAAUAAAUGUGUUAAGAAUU
Molecule: messenger RNA, 652 nt
Organism: Macrobrachium nipponense
Lineage: Eukaryota; Metazoa; Arthropoda; Malacostraca; Decapoda; Palaemonidae
Exons: 3
Coding region: 31-402 (123 amino acids)
Biological process (GO): regulation of oxidative phosphorylation; mitochondrial electron transport, cytochrome c to oxygen; mitochondrial respirasome assembly
Source: RefSeq, a predicted model, not a curated record